AAAUGCAAAACUGAGGCCGAGUACUCCUCUAUAAAAAAAAAAAUUGAGAAAGAUUACGACCGAAAGCAAAGGCGACAAGGCUCCUGUGAAAGUGGCCCUGCCAUCUCAAGCAUGAAAUAAAUCUCAUAAUAUCAGCGGAGCGUCCGCCGUAGACUGCUGAGGUUUUCCUACGACGUGAUUGGCUGCUCUGGUCCUCCAUGCGAGCGGCUUUAGAAUAAAAGUAAAACGCCGCCUGUCAGCUUUAAAGCGUUUUGAACCCGGAGACUCAUACAGCAGCAGCAGCAGCAGCCUGGUGGGGUUUUAUUUCAGCAUGUCCUCAGACAUUAACACGGACUUGGACUUGGAGCUGGGUGAGUUGCUGCAGGAGUUCCAGGAUGUGGUGGAGGAGCUGAAGGCCCCUUCUCAGAGCAAACCUCACGCUUACCAGCACGUCCUACACGUGGCCAAAAACCGUGCGGGACUGGGAGAUGACAGCGGGGUUGAGGACUCGGAUUACAGCAGUGAAGCUUCUAUGGGAAACAGUUUGAAUACCAGCGAGGAGGAGCUUCACACAGCAGGCAUAAUGCUGGCACCAAAAGCCAAGCUGGGAGACACAAGGGAACUUGAGAGUUUUAUCGACAUGUUGGACCGGGAACUUGCUGAAAUGUGAACAGAGAGAGAAAGUGAGCAGGGGAAACAGGCCGGGGGCGACAUAGUUGGCUACCGCCAAGCAGAAAGGCAAAUCUACACCAGAGCAGAUCUGAUGGAGCAAAUGCUCCCUUUGCCGCUCCAGGGGAAAAGGUUAACAUCAGAAAUUAAAAGGGCAGUCCAUUCUGAAAUGCAAGAACACCCUCAGACCUCUGGCGAUGCUGUGUCCAGCCGGCGAGACGACGCCCCUGCAGCAUCAGAUCCAAGAUGUGUGACAUAUUCCCGAAACUAGACAAAGCUUCCAUCUGUCCAGGCCUAUGAGAAAACACUGCCUAGAGUACACAAAGCAUAUUUAUGCCACACUUAAAAUUCCCAUAAGGGUUUUGCCAGUAAAGGGCCCUAAAUCUUUAUCACCAUUUAUUUUUAAAGAAGCUUUGUCUAGUUCAAAAUUACAAAAGGCACUUUAGUUUUAAAAUAAUUUCAAGGUCAAGGGGUUCAGAUCUGCUGUUUUAUCAUUAAAUGUCAUUUAAAUGCUGACGUAUCCAGUGUACAGUUCUUGUUUAUAUUCUUUUUUUAAAUAUACGUUUUUGUACAGAUGAGUGCAAAUAUAAAUAAAGCUACAUUUUGAUUUAAUUUCA
Molecule: messenger RNA, 1265 nt
Organism: Amphiprion ocellaris (clown anemonefish)
Lineage: Eukaryota; Metazoa; Chordata; Actinopteri; Pomacentridae
Product: regulator of cell cycle RGCC-like
Exons: 6
Coding region: 311-649 (112 amino acids)
Biological process (GO): regulation of cell cycle
Source: RefSeq, a predicted model, not a curated record